AGGGCAGCACCUGUGCGGCAAGGGGACAGGUAGGGGAUAAAGCAGCAAGCAGCGUGCAGGUGCUGGUGAUGACUUGGCCUGCUGCUGGUGUGCCAGAAUAAAAGGAGGACAAGGCCAGAAGGUUUCAGAGAUUGGCCGUUGUGCAGCAGGGCCAUGGCUGUGUAGGCAGCAGCCACAGCUUUCUUGCUGCUUCCACUAAUUGCCGGCCGGUAGCUAUCUAUCUACUAGCUAGCUCUAGGUGUGUACUAGCUAUAGCUAUAGCUAGUGUAUCCGAGGUAGGAGAGAGCGAGGCAGCAGCAGGUAUGGGGAGGCCACCGUGCUGCGACAACGGCGUCGGCGUCAAGAAGGGGCCGUGGACGCCGGAGGAGGACAUCGUCCUCGUCUCCUACAUCCAGCAGCACGGCCCCGGGAACUGGCGCUCCGUGCCCGAGAACACAGGGUUGAUGAGGUGCAGCAAGAGCUGCAGGCUGAGGUGGACGAACUACCUUAGGCCUGGGAUCAAACGAGGGAACUUCACUCCUCAUGAGGAAGGGAUCAUCAUCCACCUUCAGGCGCUGCUUGGCAACAAGUGGGCAGCCAUAGCCUCCUACCUUCCUCAAAGAACCGACAACGACAUCAAGAACUACUGGAACACACACCUCAAGAAGAAGGUGAAGAGGCUGCAGCAGCCAGCUGACACCUUCCAAACCACUCCCUCCAAUGCAGUCACCAGCCCAAACUACUACAGCCCUACUAGCAGCAGCCACCACAGCCUUCAAGCAGGCGUGCAGCCCAUGAACAGCUACCCCAACACCACCUGCACCAGUGCACCGAGCAACAAUGCGACUGGUGGUGCCGUAUCAAACCUCUUCCAGGCAUGGACGAGGCCAUCACCAGCAGCAGCAGCUAACUGCAAGAUCAACAUGAUGCAAGAGUUCCAGGAAGAACAAGACGCUGCAACUUCCAUCCUUUGCAAGGAUCAGAUUGUGACUGGCGAUGCUAGCAAGUCGUCGGCAUUGGAGAUGGUGGUGGCGCCGGUGAUGGGAGCGAGCACUGCUACCUUCUCGCUGCUUGAGGACUGGCUGCUCGAUGACAUGCCCGGGCAGGCCAUGGAUGGGCUCAUGGGCAUCUCUGCCGGCUGCUGUGCAGAUCCCAUCAUGUUCAAGAGGCUAUUAUAAUUAGUCAUGCACUUGUAAUGUUGGUUGAUCGAAUGAUAAGAUCGGAUUAUCCUAUGUUUCCGGUAAUAAGCCGUUUGUUUCCUCGAGGGAAAAAUCCUGGAGAUGAUCCUGUUAAUUUGGGGAUAUUAUUACUACGAAGGAUAUAAUAAUAAAAUGGUUUAUUUAGACUUCAGUACCAAGUUUGGGUAUUCAUUGCUUCUAUCAUUUGCAGCUUUCGAUCUACUUGUAAGGCUUUUCCUUUGUAAUUUAUGUAUAGACUAUAGUUCAUGUGUUCUGAUGGCCCAUGAUUUUUGGGAGAUUAUUGAAGUUCGUGUUC
Molecule: messenger RNA, 1473 nt
Organism: Panicum virgatum (switchgrass)
Lineage: Eukaryota; Viridiplantae; Streptophyta; Magnoliopsida; Poales; Poaceae
Product: transcription factor MYB60-like
Exons: 3
Coding region: 303-1157 (284 amino acids)
Biological process (GO): response to auxin
Source: RefSeq, a predicted model, not a curated record